Messenger RNA from Fusarium mangiferae, 1524 nucleotides. RefSeq lists its product as uncharacterized. The record is from RefSeq and is a predicted model, not a curated record. The coding region runs from base 1 to 1524 and encodes 507 amino acids. The transcript has a single exon. Lineage: Eukaryota; Fungi; Ascomycota; Sordariomycetes; Hypocreales; Nectriaceae.
AUGGGCUUGCCCAACGAUGCAAGUCCCCCACCUGCACUCCAAACACUACCAAAUGAGCUUCUUGGUGCUACCUGUCGUCUCCUUUCCAAUAGCGAUAUCAAAAGUUUACGUCUGACAUGUCGAGCCUUGGGAGACAAGUCGUACCUAAGAUUUGACCGCGUUUUCAUCUCCGCUAACCCACGCAAUGUCGAGGUCUUGCUCGCAGUUGCCAACCAUGACGUCUUUCGUCAUCGCGUGAGAGAGAUUAUAUGGGACGACACUUUGUUGAGGAAGAUUCCCAUUACAGACGGCUACGGCCCCUGUGGUUAUAGCGGGGACGAGAAUGAUCCUGAUGACUGUGCCGCCAACGAGAACAAAGAAUGGAUCUCGAGGGAUUUUGUGAAGUUUUGCAAAGAAAGCCUCUUUUACACCAACAGUAGAUUGCAGCAAAAGAACAAAUACGAGGGCGACAACGAAGUGCAGAAGCAGAUGAAUAACCUAAUGCCCUCUCGAGACUCACUGGCGUAUUACACAGACCUUUUGUAUCAGCAACGAAAGGUGUUAUCAUCGAGCGCAGACGAAAGGGCUUUUCGGUACGCCAUACGACGUUUUCCCCGACUCGCAAGGGUCACGAUAACACCGGCGGCGCACGGGUUUCUUUUCAUGCCACUUUAUGAUACUCCAAUGAUCCGAGAACUUCCAUCUGGACUUGUAUAUCCAACUCCUCGCACCUGGCCACGUGACGACAUUCUUACAGAGGGAUAUGGUCCUGAAGAUUGCCCAGAAGGAUGGGGAAAUGACGAAGAGAGGAAACAGUGGCGCGGAUUCUGCAUGGUUCUAAAGGCUCUAGACGAUUACGCAGACAAGCUUCAAAUCUCUGAGCUGGUUGUGGAUAGUCACAAGCUUCCCAAUGGGAUCGACUAUACUCUCUUUGACAAGCCAAAUGUAGAAUAUGAUAGUCUGUGCAGGAUUGUUGCAAAGCCGGGAUUUAGACGCCUUGUUCUGUCGUUAGCGAUUGGGUACCGCGAGAACUUUGAGGGCUCCGAAGAUUGGGGUAUCUAUACCAACGGCAGGAUAUCCAGUCUUCUAGCCAAAGCAACCGACCUGGAGGAAGCUGUAUUGCAAAUAGAUUAUAGUUUGAAUGGUUGGUUUUGCGAUAUGGAAGAGUCUUUAUCACUCUUUGAUAUCUUUCCCGUCGACACUUUUCCAACUGGAAAGCUGAGGCACGUUGGGUUGUCCGGGCUACCAGUUCUCCAGGAUGAUCUUAUCUCGUUUCUCGGCAAGCUGCCAUCAACAAUAAAGUCUGUGGAUCUCAGCUUCCUCGCCUUGGUUCGGGGCCAUGGAAAUCAUGCUACCAUGUUGGCUGCUAUCCGCGACGAAUUAGGCUGGAGGCAUCGACCUGCCAGUGAAAGGGUCAAAGUUAGUAUUUCGAUGCUACUCAAUCAAUUCAACCACGGCCGCUACGUGUGCCUUGACAGAGAAGUUCAAGAAUACGUUUAUGGCGAUGGCCCCCCUCCUUUUGUUGUCCAAGAAGGGAUGAUUUAG